AUGGCUUCGAGGAAGGAGGCAUUCAUGAACACUAUACGCAAUGAAAUAGCAUUGUCAAAUGCUCAGGAGCUCCUCAAUAAAACCAAUGAGAAAUGCUACGCUAAAUGCAUCACGAAGCCAGGAACGUCGUUGUCGGGUUCAGAAGAGACAUGCCUUGCGCGCUGUAUGGACCGUUACAUGGAAGCCUUCAGCAUAGUCAGCAGGUCGUACCAGACGCGUCUGGCCAGGGAACGCGACGCGAGUGCAUAG
Molecule: messenger RNA, 249 nt
Organism: Coniophora puteana RWD-64-598 SS2
Lineage: Eukaryota; Fungi; Basidiomycota; Agaricomycetes; Boletales; Coniophoraceae
Exons: 4
Coding region: 1-249 (82 amino acids)
Source: RefSeq, a predicted model, not a curated record